AAUCAAACAAUACAAUAGUAUUGCCGCAUGUAAAGCUUAUUCAGUCUACUUAUUAGGAGCCACUGAGACAUAGUUUAUGGCGAAGAGAGGUUAGUUAUAUAUGCAUGAGAGGAACAUGGAAAGUUAUGUUUCAUGUGAAUAGAUGCCAUUGAACAGGCUCCUAGAAGAUCCUUCUCUGCCAGCAGGGGUUAAAUAAGCUGUCACUGAUGAAAUUCAUGUGUAUGUACAUUCAUGGCCAGUAAAUUACCUAUCAUAUGAACAUGCAGCAUUAGGUCUGAAGAGUCUGCAGAGAAUACUUGUGAAUACUUGUGCCACUUUUAGACACUAGAAAUUACUCUUAUGUUUUCUUUGGUUUUAUAGCCUCAUGCAUAAAGAGCGAGAGAGACUUCAAUUUCAUAUUCUCACACGCCUGGUUGUUACUGUUAAAAUUAUGACUAAUGUCUGUGUCAUUGUAGGAAUGAGAUGAUGUCAGAGCAGCAGUGACUGUUGAAGAUGAGAAGUUAAUUAUGAAGAAAUAUAUAAGAAAUAUAUAAGACGUUAUGCAAGUCGAGAUCCAUCUCGUUCAGGUUGUGAGUAUCCAUGCAUGUUUGAAGAGGUUUGGGAUCAGGAUGGAUGUGGAGGAGACUGGAGCAGGACAGGUGGAGGCAGCGGCCCCAGAGGAAGAGGCACCAGCUCCCAAACGCGGGAGAGGACGACCUCGCAAACAACCACAGGAGCCUGUGGAAACCUCUGCUCCCAGGAGGCCGAGAGGAAGGCCGAGAGGCAGUAAAAAUAAAGGCCAGCGGGUCACAGCCAAAGUAGAGCCACCUAGAGAACGGAGACCUCGAGGUAGACCAAGAAAAUGGCCUCAGAAGACCAUUCAUCAGGAAGAACAGCAGCCUCAUCCUGCGGAGUCAACAGAGGAGCCGCCCAUCCAGACUCUGCCCGCUGAGUUACCAUCACAGGAGAGUGACUAAAACUACCUCAGUGUUGACUUUGCUACUACGUCAGGGGUAAUUCUCCAUCUUAGUGCCUCCACCUACACUGUAAAAAGUGAAUAUGUGCCAGUGCUCAAACUGCACCCAAAAUUGAGGGCUCGCUUUGUGCCCUAGGCAAGAUCAGACUACAUUUGUCAAAAGUGACCCUAAAAUCUGUAUACUUCCAUUACAAGUCUUUAUGGUGAACACAUGUCUGCAAGUUACACUGCCAUUUUCUCUUUUUGUUUAUUAUUUGGAUUCUUAAUGGAACAGUAUACACAAAAAUGAAUAUUAGCUGGAUAUUUAUGUAUCCUCAGGUCAUCCAAAAUGUAAAUGAGUUUGUUUCUUCAUCAGAACAG
Molecule: messenger RNA, 1315 nt
Organism: Cyprinus carpio (common carp)
Lineage: Eukaryota; Metazoa; Chordata; Actinopteri; Cypriniformes; Cyprinidae
Biological process (GO): regulation of DNA-templated transcription
Cellular component (GO): nucleus; chromatin
Molecular function (GO): transcription coregulator activity; DNA binding
Source: RefSeq, a predicted model, not a curated record